AUGGGUUGUAUAACUAGUUCGGAUUCAGGCUAAGUAAUAAGAUCUACAAUUGUCAGUAUUGAUCAUCAGUUCAAUCAGUUCUCUAAUGAUUAAAAUAACUAUGAGCAUGUGAAAGUGCAGAGUGCAUUUGGAUGGGAAGAAGAAAAAUAAAACUAUAAUUCAAAUAACAAUCAGCAGUAGCAGUUUCGCAAUUAGAAUAAUCAAAACGAGGUAGUAUAAAUAAAUGGAGAUAGCAACUAAAGAGUAGAAACUCGUUUAACUAAUAAUGAGAACUCACAGCACCAACUUUAAAACGUCGAGAUUUAGCAAUCAUCUCAUCCAAAAUAGUAGGAUAAAGAUAUAGCUAAAGGUCUGCCAUCUUAGCAGCCAUAUUAGUAGCAGAUCGUAUCUUAAAAUAAUGUCGUUCCAUCUUAGAUGAAAAACAUGAUGUCUACAAUUCAAAAUCAAAUAGUCAAACAGUAUGAAGUUUUCAAUAAAGAAUAAACUUCAGAAAUGAUGAAGAACAUUUAAAAUACUCUUAGGAUAAUUAGUACUUCUAAAGAAUAAAAUAAACCCAUAGAUAAUCCCACAAAAGAAAUAAAAUAAAGUUUCCAGAAAAGAUUGUAACACUAUAUGUAAAAUGAAAGGCAAGCUGACAAAAGUUUGAAUAAGAUAUUGUGUACGAGAAAUCAUCCAAUGCAAAAACUUACCUUUACCAUCGAUAAUUUUGAAGAGUAAUGCACUAAAUGUGCAGUGCCAGUCGCAGGUGAGUAAAAAGCUCCAUUUUUCUAUUCUUGUGUCUAUGUUGGCUGUCCCUCAACUUUCUGCGUAAAAUGUUUUAGAAAAGCAUAAAAAGAUUGGAAAUUAGUUGAUACUCGGUGGAAGUUAUCUUUUUAAAUCAAUGAAUAGAUAGACUGCUUUGAGUUUACAAAUAUUGAAAUUGGAGUAUGUACUUGGGGUCACGAGCUUACACAUUGUAAAGGAUACAUCUAUAAUGAAGAUGGCUGGGACCACUUAAUCUGCGAUUUUUGCAGGAAAGAUGUAUAUUUUGAAUCUAUGGAACCAUAUUGGACCUGCCGUAACAAGAGUAUGUGUAGUAUGUAUAUGCUUUGUGAUGAAUGCUAUGUUUUGCAUUACACAAAAGAGAUUGCUGAACGAUAGAAGUCCAAAAAAUCUCUUGUUACUAAGCAAGAUGAUGAAUUAAGCUUAAGAAAGUCCUUCUUCCCAAUCAUUGUAGCUGUAACAAAUUAAGUAAUGUGCCAUCAAAAUCAUAACGUUAUUCUGCUUCAAGGAAAUUUAUACGGUUUAUAUGAUGAGCCAGGAGCUUUCUGCGAUAUCUGCAGAAAAGAAGUAACUAAUGCAAAACAAUUUUGGGCUUGUGUUAGUUGUCACUAUGAUGUUUGCUGUGAAUGUUUUUCAUCUUUUAUCGCAUAAGAUACAGAAGAGCAGUAAAAGAAAUAAGGAACUCUAAAAAUUUAAAUGGAUUUGAAAAUAAAAAAAAAGCUUCAGGGAAAAUGUAAUAGUGGUCAUCCACUAUUAUCAAUGAUGGGAAAUCUCUACGAGGUGAUUAGUGGAGACUAAGAUGUUUAGCAUAAUUGCGACAUCUGUGAAGCAGUUGAAAUCAAUAAGCAAGCAACAUUUUGGAAUUGCAUCAAAUGUAAAUACGAUUGUUGUAAUGCUUGUUUCAUUGAGAGAUACGGUGCUAAUUGUAUGAAAGAGCAAUCUGAAGUGGCUUAAUUACACAUGAUGAACGAUAUGAAAUUUAUACCUCCAUUCAGAUAAGAUCCAAAAUGUUAGAAAGAUCAUACUCUUGUUUGUUUAUCAGGUAAAAUUUACCCUAAAGGUCUUGAGCAUAAUUGUCAUGAAUGUGGAGACAGUAAUUUAGUUUAGUAAAAGAAUUUUUGGAAUUGUUUUGUAUGCGAAUAUGAUAUUUGUCAAAAAUGUCUAGUUGAUAAUUAAGGUCCUUACGUUAUUGUUCCUAAAAUAGAAUAAACCUGUAUUGUUAGUAAAAUAUAAGGAAAAGAGUGGCUUACAUGCUUCCUAAGACAUAUUCUUAAAUAGACUGUCGGUAAAGUCUAUGUCAAGUAUGAUUUUGUUAGCUGUAAUACUUGUGGAAAAUAAUACAUGGAAGAUGAAAAAUAUUUUUGGAAUUGCUCAAUAUGUGAUUUUGAUAAUUGCAAGUCUUGUGGAAGAAAAGCUCUAAGAUCAAAGACCUAAUAAGAGGCAAAAGAAAUCUUAAAAAGAUAGAAAAAGGAGACCUACAGAAACAUGUGGCAUGAGAGAGGAUUCUAAUAUUUAAGAGAUCAUGGUGAAGAAGAAUACAAAUAGUUGAUGCAAUGCUUCACCGAUAAUUAUCUACGUAAAAGAAAAGCUAUAAAAAUUGCUCAAAAGGAUUGGACUGCAGCUCUAAUUCAACAAAUUAGAUAUGAAAUAGUUGAAGUUCUCAAAGAUAAAAAUGCUUACAAAAGUGGUAAAUUAGCAAGACUAAUAUUGCUUGACUACCUCUGCCUUAGAGAUGGAUUUAAUAAUGGGCAUUAGAUUGAUUUUAUCACCAAAGAUUAUUAAGAUGCUGUAGAAUUAGUUAUGUCAAGAAAUAGUGUUAGAUAGCAUUUAGGUGAAAAACUAGAAGUGUUCUUUAGAGAUAUACAAUUCGAUGAUGGUGACUUAUAUCCUAAAAUGAAAGAAAUAGUUUUAGAAAGAUUAGAAAAAGGUUAAUACAGCAGUGAUUUCACCGGACUGAAAUUGAUAUUAAUUUGUGCUGCUAAUGAAGCAGUGAAACUCAAGGAUUAAUAUGUCAAAGAUAUGUAGACUAUAUUACUGCCAUUCAUGAAUGAGAAAGAUAAAUCCUAAUUUUUGGCAGGUUGCAAGUUUGGUAAUAAACCUCUUAUUUAUGGACAAUUCCAUCAUGGAAUGCUGAGAGCUCAGAUGAAGUUUUUAGAGGAAAUGAAUGCUAAAUCAUCUGAGGGUAAUAUUUUAUCUUCCUAUAUCAAAGGACUUAAGGAAAUUAGUAACAUUAAAGAUAUGAUAGAAUUUCACUAAAACAGUUUGGCUGAAAAAUUCUAAGAGAUAAGUGACUAAGAUUUAGAUAACUAUUCUAUAAAGCAAUAAGAUUUUCUUAGAUGCAAAGGCUACUUUCCUACUCCUGAAAGCAUUUUCUAAGCUGUAAAUGCCAUUAAGAAUCAUGAGGGAAUAAAACUGGUAAGAAUUAAGAAUAGAAUAAAAGCUCUUGGUGAUGUUAUGGUUAACUAUUGGUACGGAGAUAAUGUUAUUGCUGAAGCUUAAUUAGUAUUGUAAACCUUCCAAGGAAUGACAGACGAUUAGAUUAAUCAAUACAAAUUGGUCACUGAUUUCAACCAUUUUGCUUAUGAAUUAUCCAGAAAUCCUUUGGGAUGUCUAGUUCAUUGUAUCGAACUUUUGAUUAAGGAGCAGGCAGAUGAAGAACUAAACACUAGAGAGUGGGAUGCUGUAUGCACUGUUCGAGGAGAUAGAAUAGGAUUCGAACUUCUGAAUUUUGAAAUCAACGAGGACAAUGAAAUCACAGGGGAUGGAGAGGAUAGAGACGGUCCAUUUACAAUGGAAGGGUCUAUCGAUGAAGAUGGCUAAGUAACUAUUAAUUAUAACUAGAAUGGCAAUGAUUCAACCUUGAUUGGCACCUUUAAUGCAGAUAGGACAAGGUUUGAUGGAUACUUUGACUACGGAGAGGAUUCUGAGGAAGGAAAUUAUGUCAAGUUUAUAUUCCAGAAGAAGAAAAAGUGA
This is a messenger RNA of Stylonychia lemnae, 3735 nucleotides long. The record is from the annotation of a GenBank genome assembly. NCBI's taxonomy places the organism in Eukaryota, Ciliophora, Spirotrichea, Sporadotrichida, Oxytrichidae.